AUGGCCUCCAGCGGUCACUACGGCGAUCCGGACGCGCAGAUGGGCGGCGGGUCCGGUCUGUACGUGAAUCAGAACGGCGGCACGCCGCCCGCGCAACAGCAUCAACAGCACAUGUCCACCGACCCCGACCUGCAAUUGCGCGAGAACCUGCAGCAGCAGCUGCAUCAGAGCACCGAGAUGAUGCACCCAGGCCCGUCGCAGGGCCACCCGAUGGGCGCGUUGGGACCGCAUCACCAGUUCCACACUCCCCCGCGGCCGGCGCACUCGCCCCAGCAGAUGGCCCAGUCGGUCAUGAGCUUGGAGGGACACCACGCGUAUGGCGACCCUGAUAGCGCGAGCCGAAAGCGCUCCAAGGUCUCGCGCGCCUGCGACGAGUGCCGGCGCAAGAAGAUUCGAUGCGACGCGACGAGCGAGAACGGGCCAGAGGCUUGUUCAAGCUGCAAGCGGACGGGUGCGCGUUGUCAGUUCAGCAGACAGCCGAUGAAGCGUGGGCCAAGCAAAGGAUAUAUCAAAGAGCUGGCCGACCGUCUGAACUCGCUAGAGAGUCAGAUCCAGCAUCCCCAUACUUCAUCGCAGGGCUACGAUUUGGGGGUUAGCGACCCGAGCCUGGGUGACGCUCAGACGCCCCAGUUCACCCGAAAGCGCACCCAUUCUAUGUCUGAGGGAUUUCAAGAUGCGUACAUGCGGCCGAACUGGUCUGGCCAAGACCGCGGUACAUACGAUACCUGCGACUCGCGUAUGCUCAAUUCGCUGACUAGUCAAGAACACCCAGUCAACGGCGCUAGUUCAGUGGCCAACCGACGUGUCUCCUUCGGGGAGAUGAUACUUGCCGGUAACCUCAUUACUGGAUCAAAUGAAGCAACUAUCAAGGCGUAUUACAACAUCAUACAUCCAACAUUACCCCUUUUGCCUCAGGACUCAUCCUCUCUGAAUCGACUAUCACACUGUCCUGCAAAGCUGCGAGAAGGUUUCUUCCUAUCGCUGGAGUGCAGUGUACGCUCCUUUGCUUCUCGGGCGCUUCCGCCAACCGAGCUGAGCGUGAACCAAUUGCUGCUUCAAUGCUUCGACACCGUGGAUGCCGCAAAGCAUAUUUUGAGUGACGCGGACAGCGCCCGUCAAUUCUAUAAUAGCCUGGUGUAUUGUCAAUCGCUGGCAUUCUUGACAAUCGCGUCCGACAGACCCGGCCCAAACACUAUAGGCAACCCAGCUGAGCUGCUCGGCCGGCUUGCUGGCUGUAUAACCGACAUGGGUCUGAACGACUCCAAAGUCGUCACGGCUCUACGGGAACAGGACCACGAGCUGUAUGAGGCUGCUCGCCGAACAUUUUGGGUUGCUUUCAUAUUGGAUCGAUUUCAUGCCUCCAGCAGAUCGAAAGAUAUCAUAAUGCCGCUGCAUUCUGGAUCAGUCUCGCGCGAUGAUUACGAUGCGCUCGGCGAAGUGGGCUACCAUCUGACGCGUGCCGCAGACAUCGUCGGACAAGUAGCAUACAUUACGCGCGCAGGUAAUGUACCGAGUAUGGACCCAUCAUCGCCUUAUGCUUUCGCGACGUUGACUGCUACCUCACCUUCAUCUCUAUACCUCCAUGGACAACUCACUCGCUUCCGAGAGUCUCUUGAGAUCACCAACCUGUCCAGCAACUCUCCGCCCCACCUCGCUUAUCAGUAUCUUCGCAUCUUUGUCGCUCGACUUUCGGAGUAUGGUGCGUCGAACGACAUUCUCAGCCUGACGAAGGACCUACUUGGCAAUCUCACGGCUGGACCAAUUACGCCUCUACAUCACAUAUUUGCCAGCCUCGUUGCAACAUCCCUGACCGACCUCUCUGAUCGCGUAGAGACGCAAGUCGAAGCGCAUGCCAGCAUCAAGGAGAUGAAUGACGCCCUCGCAAACGGGCACGUCAUCCACAGGAGCACGGACGCCCUUGGCUGGGAUGCCGCCAUUCGAGACCUGCUACGUCAGAAGAAAGCCCCAACGCCGGCUCCCGAGCAGACCAGUCCCGCCGUUCGGCCGAACAUGGCUGGCCUUCAGCACCUCGCCGCCGCAGCAGUUGGGGAACGAGAGGGGGCCGAUGCCAGACCCGCUAGCAGCGGAGGUCCCGGCGCAACCACUUCAAACCCACCAAAAGUCGAACAUGAUCUUCAAGCUGCCGUCGCCGCCGCGAACGAAGCCGCCAAAGCUCAAGCCACAGCCGCUGCUGCGCAGCAGCAGAUGCAGAGCACGUCCACAAAUGGAAACAACUACGACUCCAGUGCGUUAGUAAAAGAUGGAUUUAUGUCUGCUUUGACGUAG
This is a messenger RNA of Trematosphaeria pertusa, 2286 nucleotides long. RefSeq lists its product as uncharacterized. Gene Ontology annotation, molecular function: DNA binding; DNA-binding transcription factor activity, RNA polymerase II-specific; zinc ion binding. Gene Ontology annotation, cellular component: nucleus. The record is from RefSeq and is a predicted model, not a curated record. NCBI's taxonomy places the organism in Eukaryota, Fungi, Ascomycota, Dothideomycetes, Pleosporales, Trematosphaeriaceae. Gene Ontology annotation, biological process: DNA-templated transcription. The transcript is spliced from 5 exons. The coding region runs from base 1 to 2286 and encodes 761 amino acids.